This is a messenger RNA of Hydractinia symbiolongicarpus, 1830 nucleotides long. RefSeq names its product RING1 and YY1-binding protein-like. Gene Ontology annotation, cellular component: nucleus. Lineage: Eukaryota; Metazoa; Cnidaria; Hydrozoa; Anthoathecata; Hydractiniidae. Bases 595 to 1242 code for a protein of 215 amino acids. The transcript has 4 exons. Gene Ontology annotation, biological process: positive regulation of DNA-templated transcription. The record is from RefSeq and is a predicted model, not a curated record. Gene Ontology annotation, molecular function: DNA binding; transcription coregulator activity.
UUUGGAAGAAUGCUUUAAACUUCAGCCUCGAAAUAAAUUGUAUCUUAUACAGCUUUCUGCAGUGCUUGGUGUAUCUUUGUAAUCCACCAAGAAUUUCCAGAAGUUGCUAAUAGACUAUAGGUUCUGUAAACAUGCAAGGUUUAAUUCAUUAUUUAUAUCAAAGGAAUUUUAUUAUGAUUCUUAUUAUUUACAGAGUUUUUGUAUUGGUACUGUUAUUAUUGAGGGUCCUGGGAAGGAGGGUCCUAGUACAUUGCAAUCUCCUAAUUGUGCCGUGGAAGGCAUAUAAAGCACAACAGUCACUCAAAUAGACAAUCACUUCAUAUAUCAAUCCUAAUUUCCUGCUGAACAAAGAAGGGGUCGAUUCACACUUUAGGCUGGGAAAUGAAUUCAAAACAUUUCGCGAACACUUUACCUCAAGGUCACCAGUUAGUAUAUGUCUACAAAGUAACAACUUGCUACAAUAAUAACAAUAAUAAUAAAAUAUUCAUGCAUUCAGCUUAUAACGUUACCGUAUAUUUAUAAUAUAUUUUAUAAACACUUUGACGAAUACAUAUUUUAUAGUUUGUGCAAAAAAAAAGGGAAGUGCAUUACUUGAUGGAUAAUUAUUGGGAGUGUUCUGUGUGUACUGUACACAAUAAAAGUAAGUUCUUCAAAUGUGAAGUUUGCAACACAAGAAAGGGAACAUCUACAAGAAAGCCACAUGUGGAUGCAAAUUUUGUUGACCAGUCAAUUGCAUUAUCUUCGUGUUCACCUAUUUCACCCCUACCACCACAGUCUAAUUUUCGAGGAAGUAAUUUCAGCAAAACCAGCACAAUGAGGCAAGGGUUGCAAAAAUAUAUGUGUUCUGUUGUAUCAUCAACAACAUUUGAUGAAAGUCCUUUGUCUUAUAAAGGUACAGAAGUUGAUUUUCAGAAGCCUAAAACAGAAAUCAAGGCAAAAGCAAAAGGCUCAUUUGAACCCACUAACACACAAUCGCCUUAUCAUUGCACAAAACUGUCGUUACCUUCAGACGAAAAGAUGACGCGUAGACCUCUCUAUAGACAUGGUGGUGUUCUAUGCACGAGUUUAAAAACAUCAACUUCAAUGUCAGAUAAGGCGAAACAAUUCGAUGAGACAGAUGGAUCUAAAGCUACUGAAAGCUCUUUCCCAUGGUGUGGUUUGUCGCUUGUUGUGGCAGUGUUGAUUCUCCUUUUUUUUCUUAUUUAUUAUCACAUAAAGCGAAACAAAGUUAACAUAUUUUAAGAAGCAAGUAAACUUUAAACUUUUAAAAAAUUAGGAUAACAAACAAACAUUUUUAAAGAUUUUUAUAUAGCUUUUAGGAGUUAGAUGUUGUAAACUUGAAACAUUUAACGCUUUUAUAUCUACUGGUUAUAUAGAUUAUUUUUUUAUGUCUGUUAAUUUCAUGUAAAUAGGGCGGUACGUAUAUACCCUACAAUUUUGAAGUGUGUCUUUUUCCCUUAUCAGUACACACAUAUUUACACAUCUGCAUUAAAGUUGUUGUUUUUUUAAUUAUAUUUUAUAUUUUAUUUUGCAUGUUUUGGAGUUUAUUUUCCUUUAUUUUCUUGUAUCAGAAAAGAUUUUGUUACUAUUGUAUCAGUUUGUUUUUUCCUCUUUAUUUUUUUUUAGAAACACUACACUCAAUCAAUUAUUUAGACAAAUCAUGUGUUCUGUGGAUAUAUACUUAUUUUAAACACAUCAACAGGGCAACAAGUUGUAAUAGUAACAAAACGCGCAUACGCUUAAAUUCUAAGAGCCUCUACUUUUUACACUUUUUAUAUGCUAUGCUACUGUAAAUAUGAGGUCUUAACUCCACUAAUGCUAAAUUCCACG